GAAAUCCCUAAAAUUACAGGGGGCCAAAAGAGCCAGAAAACCAGUGGGACUAUUCGGAGAGGUUUGCCCCGGAAACAGCACUCACACAGCGGGCUUUCUGCAGGAGGAUCGGUCGGUGCAUGUAUCUCUGAGUCUGUGUGAGUGUGUGUGUGUAUGUGUGUGUGUGUUUACAAGUGUUUGAACCAGUGCCACAAACGAGGGAAGGAUAAAUUCGAGGAAGGAAGGAGGGAUGGUGGACAACUCGAGCAGCAGUAAGGCACAGAUGCCCAGCAUGUCUCAGGACGCCUCAGGAGGAGUGGGCUUCCCUCAGAGCGGCUCCUCGGGGGGCAUGAAGCUGGAGGCCGUGAUGGAGCAGCUCCAACGCCAACAACACGCCCGUCUAGAGAUGGAGAGGAAGGAGAGGAAACUUCGUGAAGCUCACAUCAUGUACGCUCAACAAGUGGCCGCUCAGCAGGCGAUCCUCACGGCAGCAAGAGCAUCUGGAGCGGCCAGUUUCAUGGGAAAAGCCCUCGGUGUUCCCGGGGUAAUGUUGCCUCCGAGAGUGUCCAAUCAGAGCAGCGUCGACUCGGAAAGAGAGGAUGAUGAAGAUCGAGGAGGGGAGGAGGAUGAGGAUGAUGAUAAUGAGAUGAUGGAGGGAGAUGAAGGCAGUGAGGAAGAGGAAGGGAGUGCGAGUGGUUUGGAGUUUCUCAGAAAGCAGACCCUCGCUCUGCAGCAAAACGCCUCCAGAAUCCCUCCUCGUCCGUUUGGUAGUUAUUCGGCGUCCGCCCCUCAGAGAUCUGCCUCUCCACCAAUCAGAGUGAAGCAGGAACCAGAUGAGGGUCUUUCUCCGGCGGGACCCCAAUCUGCAACUUCCCCCAACGGACAGGCCGACUGGGGCUUCGACGAUCAAUUCAGACAG
Messenger RNA from Notothenia coriiceps (black rockcod), 898 nucleotides. Its product is annotated as AT-rich interactive domain-containing protein 3A-like. The transcript is spliced from 2 exons. Lineage: Eukaryota; Metazoa; Chordata; Actinopteri; Perciformes; Nototheniidae. The record is from RefSeq and is a predicted model, not a curated record. The annotation marks the transcript as partial.